CUCUCUUGAGACGACUGGCUUCUUCUACCUCUUCUCGGCCUGCCCAUCUUUCUUCACCCUUCUUUCUCUUCAAUUGACUUCCCGGUCCACCCGCAGUUCAUCAACGCCUUUGUAGAGCCUUCCACCCUCCUCACCAACCUUGGAACUUGUCCUUCACGCCCUUCUAACCACCACCAUUGCCGUCCGAGGCGCGUUUUGGAGGUCAAUCCGGUCCUUAGCCUUGAGGGCAUCUCCUUCACCACCUCGACUGCCGGCCAAUCGUUUCUCUCGGCCUAGUUUUGCUCGACAACUACACGGGCUUGCCUCAUUUACGCGCACGAUGGACUCGUCGGACGAUGAUAUGCCCCUCGCAGGCUCAAGGAAACCCAACGGAGUCACUUCACCGUUGUCUUCCGUAAAGAUACCCUCCAAGGUCGAUGCUGCAUUGGAUCGACAAAAUCCUACUAACGGCGACAUUUUGCCUGGGAUCUCCAUGGCAAACGGCGACGUGAAAGUGGAGGACACACCGAUGACGGGUACCAAUGGGAAUCUCACCAAUGGUGCGCUUGCUAAGCGCAAGGCACGAGAGAGCAACACACGCCCAUCUUAUGCCGAGGCAGAAAGUAGUGACGACGAUCAGCCCUUGAUCAAGAAGAGAAGGACAACUACAGCUGUAGAAUCCGACUCGGACGACACCCCUCUCCUGGCAAAGGCAAAAGCGAACGGCAAAAGUGUGCAGAAACCGCCUCGUGCCAGUGCUGCUCAGAUUGGCGAAUCCUCCGACUCGGACGUCCCGCUAGGGAAGAAACUGGCCAAAGAGAAACAAAAAAUAGAAAAGGCCGCGGAGAAAGAAGCCAAACAGAUCCGCAGCAAAGAAGUGAAGAAAGAAGCUGAUAAACCUACAAAGAAAGCUACACCAGCUAAAAAGGUGAAAAAGGAGGAAUCCUCAGACGAUGACAAACCUCUCGCUAAGCGGGCUUCAGCCGUCACAACAAAGAAGACCAAGUCCGAGUCAUCCACACCUGCGAAAAAGCCGACUUCGAAGGCGAAAGCGGUCAAAAAGGAAGAAACAGUCGACCCCGAGGAUGAGGAAGACGACGACGAAGAUGUUAAGUGGUGGGAAGACCCAACCAAAGGUGAUGGGACCAACAAGUGGGAGACCCUUGAGCACAAUGGCGUCGUUUUCCCGCCUCCUUACGAGCCGCUUCCUAAAAACGUCAAGCUGAAGUACGACGGCAUCCCUGUCAAUCUGCAUCCAGAAGCCGAAGAAGUUGCCACAUUUUUCGGUUCAAUGCUCAACUCUACACACAACGUGGAAAAUCCGACUUUCCAGAAGAAUUUCUUCACGGACUUCACUGAGUAUUUGAAGAAAACCGGUGGCGCUACAGACAAGGAUGGCAACAAAGUUGACAUCAAAGAGUUUGCCAAACUAGAUUUCAGAGCAAUUUUUGAGCAUUACGAUGCACAAAGAGAGGCAAAGAAGGCAUUGCCAGCUGCAGAAAAGAAGGCUAUCAAAGCUGCGAAAGACGCUGCUGAAGCUCCUUAUAUGUACUGCAUUUGGGAUGGCAAAAAACAGAAAGUCGGCAACUUCAGAGUUGAGCCUCCCGGCUUGUUCCGUGGUCGCGGUGAGCACCCGAAGACAGGAAAAGUGAAGACGAGAGUCAUGCCUGAACAGAUCACGAUCAACAUCGGCAAAGAAGCAACAGUGCCUGUACCACCUGAAGGUCAUAAAUGGAAAGCAGUCAAGCACGACAGAGAGGGUACUUGGCUUGCCAUGUGGCAAGAGAACAUCAAUGGUAAUUACAAAUACGUUAUGCUCGCUGCCAGCUCCGAUGUCAAAGGGCAAAGCGAUUACAAGAAGUUCGAAAAAGCUAGAGAGCUGAAGAAGCACAUCGACCGGAUCCGAAAGGAUUACAGGAAGGACUUGAAAUCGGAACUCAUGGCUGAUCGACAGAAAGCUACCGCCAUGUACCUCAUUGACCAGUUUGCUCUUCGUGCUGGCAAUGAGAAGGGUGAAGAUGAGGCUGAGACCGUUGGCUGCUGCUCUCUGAAGUACGAGCAUAUCACACUGCGAGCCCCUUGCACCGUCAUUUUUGACUUCCUGGGUAAAGACAGUAUCCGAUUUCACGAGGAAUUCGAAGUCGACCCACAAGUUUUCAAAAACCUCAAGAUCUUCAAGAAGGCACCGAAGAAGGAAAGUGACGAUAUUUUUGAUCGCUUGACCACCACUCAGCUCAAUAACCAUCUCAAGAGCUACAUGCCUGGUUUGACUGCCAAAGUCUUCCGUACCUACAAUGCCUCUUUCACCAUGUCAAAACUAUUAACUGAAAUGAAAUCCGAAGGCACAAUUCCGGAGAAGAUCAAAGAUUACAACGAUGCCAAUCGAAAAGUGGCCAUCCUUUGCAACCACAAGAGAACCGUCGCGGCGUCCCACGCCGGACAGAUGGAGAAGCUUGGAGACAGAUUAAAAGGGGUCAAGUAUCAGCAAUGGCGUAUUAAGCAGAUGAUGCUCGACCUCGAUCCAAAACUCAAGAAGAAGAAGGGUGCCGAAUAUUUCGAGCUGCCUGAUGACUUGGAUGAGGCGUGGAUUAUGGAACACCAAGCUUACCUGGUCGAAGAACAAAAGACCAAAAUCACCAAGAAAUUCGAGAAGGAGAAUGAAAAGCUUAAGGAAGAAGGUCAGAAGCCGAUGAAACAUUCCGAGCUGGAAGAACGACUUCAAGCCGCCAAAGACCUAGAGAAGAAAUACAAGAAGGAGAACAAGACAAAGAAGGUCGAGGCCGAAGGCAAGUCGCCUUCGUUAGAAAAACUGGAGGAGAAUAUCAAGAAGUUGGACCAGAGAAUUGCCAACAUGGAAAUCCAGGCAGAGGACCGGGAGAACAAUAAAGAGGUGGCACUGGGAACUUCCAAGAUCAACUACAUUGACCCACGUUUGACUGUCGUCUUCAGCAAGAAAUUCGACGUUCCCAUCGAAAAAUUCUUCUCUAAGACGUUGCGCGAGAAGUUCGAAUGGGCCAUCAAAUCUGUGCAUGAAAACUGGACUUUCUAGCCAACCUCUUGGGCAGACACUUUACCACCUUCAGGGUAUUUGCUUCGACUGAUCGUGGACGACGGUCAAGCUUGACUCUUAGGCUUUGUCCAUGACUGGACAAGUCUCAAUGCGAUCUCACCAUCAAAAGAAUAUCGUUGCUUUUGAGACAUCUUUCGCAUCUACCCCCUCCGCCACAUACACCAGCCCCCUGUUCGAGACAUGCUCAUUACCCACGCCCCAGCAAGGAGUUCACCUUGACUGACGGCUCUCGAUCCCGCACGGCUUCGCAUCAUGGUUAGAUUUGUCCACUGCAUCCGAGAAGUCGCCGUGCCCUCUCACGACAGGACAAGUGGAUGAUCGGCCCUUUGCACCGCUGGGUGCCGCUCUACUGCAUGACCAGGAAGGUUGGACAGUCUUAGCGGUCUACAUGGCCAGGCGUUGUGCUGAGCGACCCAUCGAGAGCUGAGGGAUGUUCAUCAUGUCCCGAUUUCACUGCAUAUCAAAGCAUAGCAUAGCGUAGCAUUUUUGGCCACAUCAGAACGGUAGACAGACAUAACAGCUCAGCGCUAGAAUACAAAAGACGAAACAUUGCAAAUCCAGAAGGCGAGUCCAUAAUAGUGUUGAGGAAAGAAU
Molecule: messenger RNA, 3643 nt
Organism: Exophiala xenobiotica
Lineage: Eukaryota; Fungi; Ascomycota; Eurotiomycetes; Chaetothyriales; Herpotrichiellaceae
Exons: 4
Coding region: 320-3028 (902 amino acids)
Biological process (GO): chromosome segregation; DNA replication; DNA topological change
Cellular component (GO): nucleolus; chromosome
Molecular function (GO): DNA topoisomerase type I (single strand cut, ATP-independent) activity; DNA binding
Source: RefSeq, a predicted model, not a curated record